GAACAUGUCCCAUUACUCAAUUCACAUUCCCUCUGCCUCCUCUCUGUCUUCUAUCAAUUUCUUCUUCUUCUUCCUCUCGCUCUGCCCACCAUUUAUCUUCAACCUCCCACACCCAACUUCGGGCUUCACCCGUAUGAACCCGCCAUGGCUCGCCAUUGCCACCGUCUCCUCCUCCUCCCCUUGUUUUCCCUGCUCUUUAUCCUGAUCAGGGUCCCGCAGUCUUCGGGGAGCAGCAGUUGGUUCUCAAACUGCAGCAGUUCUUUCAGCUGUGGGGACAUCCGGGACGUGAACUUCCCUUUCUGGGGAGGUGACAGGCCUUACGGAUGUGGGCACCCAGCGUUGGAGCUCACCUGCAAGAACAACUCCACCUCUGUCUUGAUCGGAGGGCUGAAGUACUUGGUCCGGGAGGUGAACUCGGACACACAGCUCCUCAGGAUCGCGAGGCAGGACUUCUUGGAAGGAAUCUGUUUGAAGAAGUUCGUCAACACCACACUUGACCCGGAGCUCUUCGAUCUGGUUCCCGGUUACACGAACUUUAGCUUCAUGUAUGGCUGCCCUCCAAUGUACUACCCUUUCCCGACGCAAUUCAAAUGCUCCAGCAACGGCUUGCAGAACCCGGACGGUUAUAUCUUUCUGGGAGAUAAAUGGCCUUCGGCUUGUGUCACCAGUGUCGUCGUUCCCCUCUAUGAUACCAUGCUCUCUCCUUUCGAAAAUAGUUCAGUCGACUUUCAGUCUGUAUUGCAGGAAGGAUUCGAGGUUAAGCUGAAGGUGGACAGUGAUGCUUGCAGUGAGUGUGUUCAGUCUAAUGGAGUUUGUGGAUACGAUCUUAUCGCAAAUGGGACGACCUGCUACUGCUCGGGUCAGUCUUCCGGUUCCAAGUCCUGUGCUUUUACGUUCACACCAUCCCCUGCAGCCCCACAGGCACAGCCUUCUCCUCCUCCACAGCCAGCGAAGAAAGAAAAGAUAUCCAUUGGCAUAGGGAUUGCCAUAGCGGGAGCUGGUACAGUUGGAAUUCUGCUUGGAUGGUGGCUCUUUUUUCUAUUACAAAGAAGUAAGAGAGCGAAAAGAUCUUCUUUCCCGACCACGAUGAAGGACCUCCCUCCAACUCCUUCGAGCAAGAGCCUUCUUGUUUCUGCAAGCAGUUGUUUCUCUAGAGCCACGCCUACGGAUCCCUCUUCAAAGUCCGAACUUGGGAGCAGAAGCACUUAUUUCGGAGUUCGGCUUUUCAGUUACAGGGAGCUCGAAGAAGCAACCUACAAUUUCGAUCCAUCUAAAGAACUUGGAGAUGGAGGUUUCGGAACUGUUUACUAUGGUAAGCUCCGUGAUGGACGAGCCGUUGCAGUUAAACGCCUGUACGAGCAUAAUCUGAAGAGGGUCGAGCAGUUUAUGAACGAACUCGAGAUUUUGACACGACUGCAGCACCCGAACCUCGUGAAGCUCCAUGGAUGCACCUCGAGGAGGAGCCAAGAGCUUCUCCUGGUAUAUGAAUAUGUCUCAAAUGGGACGGUGGCCGAUCAUCUCUUUGGAAGGAACCGAGCUACUUCGGGUCCUCUUCCUUGGCGUGCAAGAUUGGAUAUUGCCAUAGAGACAGCAGACGCUAUGGCAUACCUCCAUGCAUCCGAUGUGAUCCAUAGGGACGUGAAGACCAACAACAUCCUACUGGACAAAAGCUUCCAUGUGAAGGUAGCUGAUUUCGGCCUGUCAAGGUUGUUCCCAACAGACGUCACCCACGUGUCGACAGCCCCACAGGGGACUCCUGGAUACGUGGAUCCCGAGUACUACCAGUGCUACCGUCUUACUGACAAGAGCGACGUGUAUAGCUUCGGAGUAGUCCUAUGCGAGCUCAUAUCGUCAAAACCUGCUGUGGACACCAACCGGCAUCGCCAUGACAUAAACUUAGCUGGCAUGGCAGUUAAUAGGAUUCAGAACUGUGCGUUGCACGAGCUUGUCGAUCCCAGUCUGGGGUUCGAUACGGAUUACAUUGUGAGGAGGACCGUGACCCUGGUGGCAGAGUUGGCUUUCCGGUGUCUGCAGGAUGAUAGAGAUGCGAGGCCCACCAUGGCCGAAGUGCUCGAGUCUCUCAGGAUGAUCGGUAAUGAGCGAGUGAGCGAACAGAAGGUAGAGGUCAUGGAGGAAGUGCUCGGCGCGUUAAGAGGAUUUGGGGAUGAGAAGGCAACUUUUAGGACUAGGAAACCUGAGGUGAUCGACAUUCGGUCCGAUGAUGUCGGGCUACUGAGGCAAGUUCCUCCCCCGAUUUCGCCCGACUCCACCGAAUGGACUAGCACCUCCCUGACUCCUAACUCUGUUUAACGUUCGAGUCGAGGUUGCGUCUUCUACCUUGGCUGACACUGUACAAGAUUGUCCAUGAGAUACUACUCUCUAGCAAGCAUAAAGCAUAACAUCAGUUCUUCCAGAGCUGACUCAAUUAUUCACUUGAAUGAAAUCAAGCAACGAUCCAUAUGUAUGAAGACAAACAUGAAAGACACGAAUUUCCGAAUCCAGAAUUUGUUCUCUUUGUGCUUUGCAGGGUGAAAAGGGGAAAGGCUCAUGCAAGCCAACCGCUCAUAUGGAGCACUAAAUCACCUUAUCGUUUUAUCGAUAAAAUCAUGAGGUGUCUUUUAAGUUUGUUGUAUCGAGACAAAUUCUUGCUCAAUUAUGGACUUAGACUCAUUGUAAUAUUUCACAAAUUCUUGCUUAAUCUAUUGGAACAGUUCCCGGUA
Messenger RNA from Punica granatum (pomegranate), 2720 nucleotides. Lineage: Eukaryota; Viridiplantae; Streptophyta; Magnoliopsida; Myrtales; Lythraceae. The record is from RefSeq and is a predicted model, not a curated record.